This is a messenger RNA of Exophiala bonariae, 1587 nucleotides long. RefSeq lists its product as uncharacterized. Bases 1 to 1587 code for a protein of 528 amino acids. Gene Ontology annotation, molecular function: protein binding. The transcript is spliced from 2 exons. The record is from RefSeq and is a predicted model, not a curated record. Lineage: Eukaryota; Fungi; Ascomycota; Eurotiomycetes; Chaetothyriales; Herpotrichiellaceae.
AUGCCCAAGAGGGACAGAUCUGACCUGGACGAUGAUGUCGACCAAACUUUGGUCAAGAGAGGUCGGCUUGGUCCGAAACGCAGUCUUUCCGCCCUCAGCGACGAGAUCCUGCUCCGAGUCCUGUCCUUCUUAACUUUUAGAGAUCUUCUCGUCACCGAACGUGUCUCCUCCCGAUUUCGAGCAUUGGCCACCGAUCGCGAAAUCUGGAAAGCCCGAUAUUAUGAUGCCUGGGUCAAAUCUCGCCUGCGCCGACGGCCACCUCUCACACAACGACCGGAUAAAACAACGAACAUAGCCAAGGCAGCGCAAUGGCUUGAGGCCGGUCAGAGAUUCAAGUUCGGAAAAAGCGCCGAUUGGAAGCGCCAAUACAAAAUUCGAAGCAAUUGGGAUAUCGGAACCGCCAGAGUGCGAGAAAUCGAGAUUGCGCAGCCGCCAUCACCCCCAGCAAUUGCCAAAGUCCACCAAAACAUGGUGUUCACGGCCGAUAGAGAGGCUGGACUGCGCGCAUGGCUGCAGAAGGAUAGUGCAAGAGCGUUGCGAUCACAAAUCGAUAUCGAAUCUACGGCUGAGACGCUGUGCAUGGCGGUCGCGGACAUUGAUGGCGGCGUGGGGGUUCUCCUUGGUUUCGACGACGGAAGCUUUUCGCUUUACCUACUUCGGACGACGCAAGACUUUUCCCUGGAGUGCAGCUACCAAUCUUUGGAUGGCCCUCUGAUGGCCGUGGCAUUGAUGGAGUCUCACGUGAUGACAAUAUCUAAAACCCAAUUUCUGUCUAUUUAUCAUAUACAGUCGAAGCCACAGGCUAAGGGCUUGGAGAGAACAUUGACGUCAAUUAUGCGCCUCCAGUCAGACGCUUCGUUCUCGCCCGUCUCGGUGGCGCUACGAAAGACUCCAGGAGCAGGAAUCAUUGGAAGUGUAGCAUAUGCAUUUAACCGACUACAGAGUGGAUGGUGCUUGGGACUGCAGGAGAUCUGUUUGUCCCACAGUGGUGAAAUCACGACUAGCCGACUGACGUCGACCAUCGACACUCCGAUCGAUCCAGCACCGAAAGGAGGAAACACCUGGGAGGUAACAAGUCGUUCGACAAGUACAUUACCCUUGGCUCUGUAUCCACAACUCAUGAGUGCUCCGACAUCACUUUCAUACGAACACCCAUUUGUGGUCUGCUCACUUUCGGACAAUACAUUGAUGUCAUAUCUCGUGACCUCGACUAGCGACAAGCUCGAGAUCCGCACGGGAAGGAGAUUAUGGGGCCACACAUCGGCAGUCUCUGGUGUUCAGGUCAACGGGCGUGGAAAAGCAGUUUCGAUCAGCUCCAAAGGCGAAGAGAUUCGAGCAUGGGAACUUGAGGAUGUCAUGACCGCAGUACUGCCUCGACGAACAAGCACGGCGAUCAAAGGUGUUGCUGGGCUGGCAGGGGUGGUGGCAGCCCUAGCGCAACGGGGUUCUGGAUUGGGGCUUGCGCUGGAUGAGUUGAGAAGAGAGCAAAGCUUGACUCGAAGAUGGGUGGGAUUUGACGACGAGCAAGUGGUGAUACUGGGAAAUAGAGACCAGGCGCAAAUCAUGGCCGUGUACGAUUUUACAUAG